CUGCGGCCCCCGUGUCGGGGUGAGCCCACCCCGGGUCUCCUUGUACUGCAGCCCAGGGGCUGCAGCGGGCCAGGGUUCCCUGCUCGCCCGGCCGAGGCCGCCGGGUAGAUGACGUGGACCAGCAGCAUGAGCAGUGGUUACAGCAGCCUGGAGGAGGACACGGAGGACUUCUUCUUCACCGCCAGGACCUCCUUUUUCAGAAGACCCCCCCAGGGCAAGCUCCGCGCCGGCCAGCAAGAUGUUGAGAAAGAGAAGGAAACCCACAAUUAUCUUAGCAAAGAAGAAAUCAAAGAGAAGGUUCACAACUACAAUUUAGCUGUUACAGACAAAUUGAAGAUGACCUUGAAUUCCAAUGGGAUUUACACUGGCUUCAUCAAAGUGCAGAUGGACUUGUGCAGACCUAUCAGUGCAUGGACUUCUCAGAACCCAGAAAAGCAUGCCGCCAAUAAUAAUGGCUGCAUGAAUACUCUUCACAUCAGCAGCACCAACACUGUCCGGGAAGUUAUCGAGGCCUUGCUCAAGAAAUUUCUAGUGUCUGAAAGCCCAGCCAAGUUUGCACUUUAUAAGCGUUGUCACAAGGAAGAUCAAGUUUAUGCGUGCAAGCUCUCAGACCGAGAACACCCCCUCUAUCUGCGUUUGGUAGCAGGACCAAGGACAGAAACUCUGAGCUUUGUUCUGCGUGAACGGGAAACCGGAGAAUGGGAAGCCUUCAGUCUUCCUGAGCUACAGAACUUCUUGCGGAUCCUGGACAAAGAAGAAGAUGAACAGUUGCAGAACCUGAAACGGCGCUAUGCAACUUACAGACACAAACUUGAAAAAGCCCUCGAAGAAACAUGGAAGAUGGAUUAAGCAGCAGCCCCAGAGCACUCAGGAAUAGUGCAGGCUACUUAAAAAGCAAAACAAAACAAAAAUUAAAAAAACCAACGUACUCAGACGUAGCAUGCUCAGUACAAGCGACAAGGCGGCAGCAGGUGUGCUCUAUUAAGUGAGCUGGUUUACAGUUUUGUGAUGACAGGGUACCUCUCCCCGGUUCUUAGAUUAGUCCCAUUCAGCACCAGGUACCUAGUACCUGUGUAAGGGUAAGGUAAGGUAAGCUUGUCACGUUGUGAUACCACCCCAGAAUCCUCUGUUGGUGGGUGGUAUCACCCCUCGGCAGCCUGUGAAACUGUGGUAGAUUGCUAACAGAAAUAUGAAGGAUAGGGUGUGGUUUUCCCUCUACCUUUUUUUUUUUUAAUGAUUUUAUGGUUUUUAGCCCAAGAAUCUACAGAUUGGUUAUUUUUUUAAAAGCUGAAAGAAGAACCCAAUCUGAACAGUUUUAAGCAUCAAACUAUACUGUUUUUCCUAUUGUUAAACAGUUUACAAUUUUGCAUGAAAACGGCCAUGUACAAUGGAAGGUGGCAUAAGGAAGCUAGGGAUUUUUGAGAAAUUUUUGAAGGGUUUUUAAUGCAGUAGACCUAAGGAAAGGAAAGAGUAAGUUAGAAAGAAGGCAUGAGUAGAGACAGGGAUCCUUUGGUGGCCAGCGAUGGAAUUGUGAAGUUUGGUUAUGGUGGAUAAGAGGGAUGUGGACUUUGUUUGUAACUCACUUUUAAAACAAUACAGUUUUAAGGUGUAAGAUGUUAUAUAUAUAUGGGAUGACUUGAUUUCUUGGAGGAGGGGAGAUUUGGGAGAACGGCUAAUGCAAGGGAGCAAAGAAAAAGCUGGCUUGCUCCUGAGAUUGCCAUGAAAACUGAGGAUUAACCACUGUAUCUUAUGAACCCAGGCCUUUGUCUAAGCAGAGCAGUACCCUCAGGUAACUUGGGAUGAGCUACUUACCUGCAUAAAUCCAGUGGGUGUGGAAUGGUAGGUCUGUUUGGUGCGAUAUCUGUAAGGAGACAGACCUAAACCAAGAAAGGCACAGACCCGCUCCCAAGGAGUGGCGAACACUUUGGGGAUGCCCACUGAUGUCUCCUUAGCAUUUUAGAAACCAUGUUGCCAUUUGGUGGCUUCUGUUACGUGAGGUUGUUUCCUAGGAAGGUCUGUCUUUGUCCUUAGCAGAAAAGACUAGAGGAAAUGGACUAUUUCACCUGGUUUCUCAUGAAAAGAAAUAGGGCAGAAGCGGCAUCUGAUUCUAAUUUUCUAGGUUUAUAAGACUGAAGUACUCAAAGCCUUGUGGAGCAUCCAUAGCCAUUUUCUUUUUCCUCUCUCCUUCCCUUCCUCCUUCCCUUUUUCCUUUUCCUCUCUUUUGAAUCUGUGAUGUUCCCAUGCUGAACCAGGAUGUGUUAUGUUGCCAGGUUCUCCCUCCCCUACCCAAGACUGCUUGGCCCCUGGCAGAGUCAAGAGCAUGGAAGGGAAGAGUAAGUAUUUGACUGCUGAUGUAACUGGUAUUCUUACAGAGACAUUGAAACAAAAAUGCUUGAUCCAGCCAACCAAAGAGAUGGAUGGGUGUGCAAUAGAAGCCUUCCUCAAAUCAGGUUCAAGUAACUCCUCGCUCUUGAGUAGCCCUAGCAUAAAUGAUUUAUUCCAGUGGAAACACGGGGGGAAAAAAGAAAAGAAAAGAAAAUUUACUCAAGUUCAAGAGGACCCAUGCUGCCCAUUUUUUGCUCUAGACAUUUAUUAUAAAUUCCCAAGGAAUUGUUAACACUUUAGUGACACCUAAUGGCUUCUUUGCGAAACUCCAAGGUGGUUCAGUCCUGUGCCUCUUACUCUGCAAACUGUGCCUCGUUGUUGCUUCCUUUUCUGAUUUCUAGAUUUUCAGGCUGACUUGAUGAAGAACAAUCAUUUCGUCCUAACCGUUUGUGGAUUAUGCAGUACUACACAAGUGACUGAGACAAUCAUAUCUUCUGAAACUGUUGAGGAAGAGUUUUUUUUUUUUUAAAUGUAGAACGAUAUAAAAUAUGUUUGCCACACCAUGUCUGUUUAGUUUGCAUGAAACUCUGUAGUGCAUGUAUGAGGUUUUAAGUGACAUUACCAACAGACACUUUACUGUAACGUUCAGGGAAUGCUGGUAUUUUCUUGUUAUUAUUCAGACCACAGCCUGGGUUUGAGUAUUCUCUUGGCAACCACCACCUGAUUUUUGACUAACCUGUCCCAUUUUGAUGAGAAGUUUAUUUUUCUUUUUAUUUUAUUUUAUUAUUUUUGAGAAGUUUAUUUUUCAUGAAGCUUUGACUUUUCCUAUUUGAAUGCUCUUAGGAUCUAACAGUGGUAGCUGAUGGGUAUCUGUGAAUUAUCUUUUUUUUUUUUACUUGAAGUAGAUUGUCUGUAAAAUAGGCAUCCUCAUAUUAUAUUAUCCAGAAACCUCAGUGGUUGUUUUAUAUGCACUACAAGUUAUGAUUUGGAAAACUUACUGUAUUGAAAUUUGCAGGUCUAGAAAGACUGAUUUUGUUGUGUUCUCCAGCCCCCAUUCCCCCACAACACUGGUUUACUGCAGCAGCUUUUAAAUGUUUGAAAAAAGAAUUUUUUUUAAAGGUCAGAUCUAGCCAAAGAAAUGUUUUGAGUUUAUUUUUUACCAGUUUCUAUAUUAAAUGACCUAAGCUUUGCUGUAGUGUUGUUGAUGCUCAGUGUGUGAUGGUACAGGAAAGAGGUUGAAAUGAGGUGGUGGUAAUGCAGGGAAGCAUUUUAAAUUGUAAAAGUAAAAAAGUUUUUUUUUUUUUUAAAGUUAUACUAUUUAUAAUUUUGACAAGUUUAAUUUUAUUUUUAUAGGGAAAACACUUUCCCCUUAAAAUUGUUUCUGAAAUGGCAAAUUGUGGUUCCACUUAUUAAAGUUGCAGUUGUUGUUUGUA
Molecule: messenger RNA, 3758 nt
Organism: Vombatus ursinus (common wombat)
Lineage: Eukaryota; Metazoa; Chordata; Mammalia; Diprotodontia; Vombatidae
Gene: RASSF3
Product: Ras association domain family member 3
Exons: 5
Coding region: 109-849 (246 amino acids)
Biological process (GO): signal transduction
Cellular component (GO): cytoplasm
Source: RefSeq, a predicted model, not a curated record